Molecule: messenger RNA, 432 nt
Organism: Acanthoscelides obtectus
Lineage: Eukaryota; Metazoa; Arthropoda; Insecta; Coleoptera; Chrysomelidae
Source: the annotation of a GenBank genome assembly
AUGAUGUUUAUCGCUGAAAAGGUCCAAGCAUUCCCGGAGAUUCUCGAGAAAUCUCAAGUUCCAGCGAUGAAAAAGAAGAAAACUGCUACAUUAACCGAUAUCGUUAAGGAGUACUGUGCCGAUUUUCACUCAUACAACACAAGCCAUUGCAAUAAUCUAGUACUUCCAACAAACAGAUUGGCUAGAACCAACAGUGAAGAAAUCAAAUUGUACAAUGCAUUGCCAGAUGAGAGUUUUUCAGAGUUGCCUAUUAUUUCUGUGAGGAUGCAAGUAGUUAAGAUAUGCACGUUGUUCUGUUCUCAUUGCCAUCAAUGCAAAGUUCCUCAUCUCUUUGUAGUGCCUAAGAUGUUCUUCAGUUCUAUUCAACUUGUAAACCGUUGCCUAAAAUGGAAGAAGAAUAUGUGGAGGGAUAUCGAGGCUAUGCAUGUAUAG